AUGGGAAGAUCUAGCCUGAAUAUUUUGGUUUCGGUCAGAUUAAAAGCUCUGGCGAGUUACUGCAUGGCAGCGGUGAUAACAUUUAGGGUUUCUUUUGUUUUGAAGAUUGGAGUCGUCCAUAAAGAGACUACAACGUCUCUAUUCUCGUCUCCAGCAAUAAGCCCUAACUAUCACUCCCUCUCUGAUUUCAUCUUCUCCAUCGAUCACCCCCCUGUGAUUUCAUCUUCUCCACCGACAAUGGUGAUGUGCUUCUGUAGAAAGUGGGCGAUAGUUCGGACAUCAUGGACAGAUAACAACCCAGGGCGCCGAUUUUGGGGAUGUCCCGACCCGAAUUCAUCAUGUGGGUUUAUUGGGUGGUAUGAUGAACCCAUGUGUGCUCGUUCCAAAGUUAUAAUACCAGGGCUGCUUAGGACAAUCAAUAAGCUACGAAAAGCAAUGGAUGAUAUAAAAGAACAAGCAAGCAAGCAAGCAUGAAAAAGCAAUGGAGAAGAUCAAAGAAGAAGCAACUAUGUUGAAAUAUUACCUAGUCUAUAGUUGGACUUUUUUUUGUUGUUGUGUUGGUGUUCUUGUUGUAAGUCCACAGGUUGAUUGUGGUUAUCUUUUGUAAUAGGAUAGGGGUAUAUGUGUCUGGUUUAAGUAGUUUUUUUUUUGCUAAUGUGGAACAUUGUUGUAAUGCAAAGUAAUGG
This is a messenger RNA of Lactuca saligna, 686 nucleotides long. The record is from the annotation of a GenBank genome assembly. Lineage: Eukaryota; Viridiplantae; Streptophyta; Magnoliopsida; Asterales; Asteraceae.